UAGCUGUCAGUAAUAAUAAUAACAACAACAACAACAACUACUACUACUACUGCUACUAUAUUGACUAUCAAGUACGCCUCAUCUCGCACGUAUCUCUCGUACGCCACAUUUGCUUGUAGAUCUCAUUUUGUUCGACUCACGUAACUACAAGAAACAGUCAAAGUGAAUUAUCUAAGGCAAUACAUCGACGAUAUCCGCAGGAUUAUCGAGGAGAAAAUGUCACUCAAUCCGAACGGGUAUAAGCUCUCCGAAAGGACGGGCAAACUAACGGCAUAUGAUCUCAUGCCCACUACAGUCAGCGCCGGCGCCGAGACUCGCGAAUUUCUGCUGAAAGUUAUCGACGUACUUCUGGACUUUGUGAAGGCCACAAACGAUCGGAACGAGAAGGUUCUAGAAUUCCAUCAUCCGGAGGAUAUGAAGCGAUUGUUGGAUCUCGAUGUGCCAGAUCGUGCUUUGCCGCUGCAGCAAUUGAUCGAGGAUUGUGCCUCCACGCUGAAGUAUCAAGUCAAGACGGGCCAUCCCCAUUUCUUCAAUCAGCUGUCGAACGGCUUGGAUCUGAUCUCAAUGGCGGGCGAAUGGUUGACCGCAACUGCCAAUACCAACAUGUUCACAUACGAGAUUGCUCCGGUCUUUAUAUUGAUGGAGACUGUGGUGCUCACCAAGAUGCGUGAGAUCAUUGGCUGGUCCGGUGGCGAUUCAAUUUUGGCUCCCGGCGGUUCCAUUUCCAAUCUAUACGCUUUCUUGGCCGCUCGUCACAAGAUGUUUCCCGACUACAAGGAGCACGGCCCAGCAGGCUUGCCCGGCACUUUGGUGAUGUUCACAUCGGAUCAGUGCCAUUAUUCGAUUAAGUCGUGCGCUUCUGUUUGCGGCUUGGGCACCGAUCACUGCGUCAUGGUGCCAUCGGAUGAGCACGGCAAGAUGAUCACCUCGGAGCUGGAACGUCUGAUUUUGGAGCGCAAGGCCAAGGGUCACAUCCCAUUCUUCGUGAAUGCCACAGCUGGUACUACAGUGCUGGGCGCCUUCGAUGAUUUGAACACUAUUGCCGAUAUCUGUCAGAAGUACAACUGCUGGAUGCACAUCGAUGCUGCCUGGGGCGGUGGCCUGCUAAUGUCCCGCAAACAUCGUCAUCCCAGAUUCACAGGCGUUGAACGCGCCGAUUCCGUCACCUGGAAUCCACACAAAUUGAUGGGCGCCUUGCUGCAGUGCUCGACCAUUCAUUUCAAGGAGAAUGGCCUGCUCAUCAGCUGUAAUCAAAUGUCUGCCGAAUAUCUGUUCAUGACCGAUAAGCAUUAUGAUAUCUCGUACGAUACGGGCGAUAAGGUCAUUCAGUGUGGCCGUCACAACGACAUCUUCAAGUUGUGGCUGCAGUGGCGAGCCAAAGGCACUGAGGGCUUUGAGCAGCAACAGGACCGUUUGAUGGAGCUGGUUCAAUACCAGCUGAAGCGCAUACGGGAGCAGUCGGAUCGCUUCCACUUGAUAAUGGAGCCCGAGUGCGUGAAUGUAUCGUUCUGGUAUGUUCCCAAGCGUUUGCGGGGCGUGCCACACGAUAGCAAGAAGGAAACGGAGUUGGGCAAGAUCUGUCCCAUUAUCAAGGGCCGCAUGAUGCAGAAGGGCACACUAAUGGUGGGCUAUCAGCCCGAUGAUCGACGACCAAACUUCUUCCGAUCGAUCAUUUCAUCGGCGGCUGUUACCGAGGCCGAUGUGGACUUUAUGCUCGAUGAGAUUCAUCGUCUGGGUGAUGACUUGUAAGAGGCGCAAGGAGCUCAUGAUAUUAUAUGUUUUCUUAGAGCACUCAGCAGGCAUCCAGCAGGCACGCAGUUACAAAUAAUAUACAUACAUAAUGAUAUAUUGUAGCUGUUCUCGCAUCAUCCAUACAACCAAGAAGUAUCUUUAAGGUAAAAGCAUAUCAUAAGACCGCAAAUUCCCAGUUCAAUGUUUUGGACGCGUUACAAUGUUCCUUUUCGAUCUUCCAUAUAUGUGUUUAUGUGAAUCCAACGCCACUGUUGCAAUUGAAAAGCAAGAAAUUAGAUACAUAUUGUAUUUAUAAUCAAAGUGUUAUCAUUUUAUGUCUAAAUCAAAUGUUUAUUCUAAUGACUGUUGCAUGUUACGAACAAAUUAUAUAAACAAAUAAAUAUCAGCAUAUAUAAUUGUAUGUAUAUGUACUUAUAAGCCAAUUAUAGAACACUAUACCACCCCCACUCACCACCAAACAACAACACAAAGGACAAUAUCCCAAGGCUUCCCACACACACCACAUUUAAUCAAAAUAUUAUAUAAAGGACCCGUACUUUUGGAAUGCUAUGCAUGUUUUGAGGCUGCGCAAUUGCAAUGUUUAAGAUUGAGAUUGAGAUAAUUGAUAAUUAUUAAUUGUUUGGAGGUUUUUGCUAGUGAGUGGUGUGCACGAAAACAAAAACAAAAAAGCCAAAGAAUGAACAUAUUUAGAUUCAAUUUAAACUGAAAUACCUUUACAAGUAUAUGUACUAUAUACUGGCAUAUAGAAGUUGUUGGAAUCUGAUUGAAAAUAGAAACAGUACAUACGCUAUCCUAACAUAUCAAGAACAAGUUAAGCGGAUUUAUGUUUAAUUCAAUUAUAUUUAGUUGCAUUUGUUUAUGACUAAGAGUUUCUAGAACUUAGUUCAUCAGUUGGUGUUGUAAGUUUUGUUGCCAAAUAUAAAAUAAACCUAACAACUUAUCUACUAAAAUGCAAAGCUAUGUGCGUACCUUUAUAUAAAUUUUCGACAGAGACCUGUGCUUGUUAUUGUUAUUGUACUUGUAAUUAUAUUAACUGAAGUCAAAAGUAUUGAAAUGUAUAUUUGAAAUUGUUAUUUAGCCAAGCGGUUGAAUGGUGUAAUCGCGUUCCCAGCGCACACUGAACUGUGCGACCGGAACCGAUUGACCAAAUCUAGUCCAAGUACCCAACUGUGCUAUAUACUCGUACCUAUCUAUAUGUAUAAAUAAUUGGUUCAAAUUAUGUUGUAAUUGUUUCAUUUGUGGCCAUACAAAAUGUAAAAGUGUCAAUUAAAUUCAAUUAAAACAAAAAAUGCAAGAAAUCACUUUAUAACUGUUGGAACGAUAUAUAUACGAACUAAACUAUAUAAAAUAUAUACAUUUCUUGAAAAGUUUUCAAAAUUUCAUUUCAUUUUGUUGAAAUAUAUUUCAUUUCAAAAUCUCCCUUUAAUCUCGACAUUUAGUUCUUUUCUGUUUAAAGUAAUAUAAUUUUUUUAUAAUUUCCCAAGUAUCAGACGCGUGCCAGCGGAAAAGGAAGGCAAAACUACAAAUAAGAAACAAUUUUCAUCACACAACACGCGUUGUAAACAAAGAAAAAAGAAAACAAUUUAUUCAAUGAUUCAAUAUUAAUAAUAAUUCUAUUUUAUUGUGCUGUUAAAUAAGUUUAAUCGAAACGAAUUAUGUAUAUGUGUAUAUGUAUCAGAUAUAUCAGAAAUAUGACUUCAGCAAAAAGCUAAGAUCAAUGAAAACCAAUUUUAAGUCAUACGAGUAUGAAUUGCAUUUUAUGUAUAAAUAUGUGUACGUAUCUGAGAUAUCAACGCGCGAAUAAUUAUUCCAGCAUCACGUAAAAUAUAUAAAGGUAUAUAUAUGUAUACAUAUGAAUAAAUCAAUAAUAAAUGAAAAUAAUCAAAGAAA
Molecule: messenger RNA, 3642 nt
Organism: Scaptodrosophila lebanonensis
Lineage: Eukaryota; Metazoa; Arthropoda; Insecta; Diptera; Drosophilidae
Gene: Gad1
Product: glutamate decarboxylase
Exons: 8
Coding region: 217-1749 (510 amino acids)
Biological process (GO): carboxylic acid metabolic process
Cellular component (GO): cytoplasm
Molecular function (GO): pyridoxal phosphate binding; carboxy-lyase activity
Source: RefSeq, a predicted model, not a curated record